UUUUUAAGUUUAUAAUACUUUAACUAACAUCAGUAGUUUCACCUCAGGCCUACCAACGAACGGAUUGUUAUUUUGACCAAAUUAAUGCGUAGUGCAAUGAUCUCUGUAAUCCGAACAUCUAAACUUUGGAACAUCUUUAAUUUUAAUUUGAAAUUUUCUUUUCUCAUUAAAUAAAAAAAAAGAAGAAAAAAGGCCCAUGGUGGAACCAAAUCCAAAAUUUCCAGAAACACUAGAAUGGCAGAAAACCGAAGAGCAAACUAGGGAGAGAAAUGGGUUCAACGCUGAUGCCCUUCUCGCUUCUCUCCGCCACUCCAAGCCCCUCCAAAGCACGAGUCACCUCAUCCCCUCAUGUCCUAAACUCCCCAUCUUCAAAACCUGAGCGCCUGCUGCAGCUGCAACCUUAUAGAACUUACAUUCCUUCUCAUGUCUACUGUCACCCCUCUGCUAUCCUUCUUGAAAUAUGCUCAGACAUGAGAGAACUGAACCAAAUCCUACCUCUUGUAAUAAAAAACGGUCUCUAUAAUGAACACUUGUUCCAAACUAAACUAGUGAGUUUGUUCUCCAAGUUUGGUAAUUUGGCGGCUGCAACCACUGUUUUUAAUCCAAUUGAAGAGAAAGUUGACGCCUUAUAUCACACCCUUCUCAAGGGUCAUGCUAAAUAUUCGUCCGUUGAUGAGACCAUAGCGUUCUUUAACAGGAUGAAGCACGAUGAAGUGCAACAUGUUGUUUACAAUUUUACUUAUUUGUUGAAGACUUGUGGGGAUAAUUCAGACCUUAAAAGGGGGAAGGAGAUUCAUGCUCAGUUGUUCUGUAAUGGGUUUGGGUCUAAUGUCUUUGCAAUGACUGGGAUUGUGAGUAUGUAUGGGAAAUGUGGUCAAGUUGACGAUGCAUGGAAGAUGUUUGAUAGAAUGAUUCAGAGAGAUUUGGUUGCUUGGAAUGCAAUUAUUGCCGGGUAUGCUCAAAAUGGUUUGGCUAGGAGAGCUUUGGAAUUGGUUAUAAAGAUGCAAGAGGAAGGCCAACGACCCGACUCCAUUACAAUUGUCACCACUUUGCCUUCAUGUGGAGAUUUAGGGUAUUCUAGGAUUGGCAAGUCAGUUCACGGUUUUGUUAUCAGGGCUGGGUUUGCAUCAUUGGUGAAUGUUUCGACUGCCCUUGCGGAUAUGUACUCAAAAUGUGGGUUGGUGAAGACUGCUCGAUUAGUUUUUGAUAGGAUGCGUAAUAGGACUCUUGUUUCAUGGAAUUCAAUGAUUGAUGGCUAUGCCCAAAGUGGACAUUCUGAGGAAGCCAUGGUCGUUUUGCAGAAAAUGCUGGAUGAAGGUUUGAAACCCACAGACGUUACUAUUAUGGCAGCCCUGCAUGCCUGUGCUGAUUUGCGGGAUCUUGAACGGGGAAGUUACAUCCAUGAAUUACUGAACCAAGUUGGGCUUGGGUCUAAUGUUUCAGUCAUGAACUCUCUGAUUACCAUGUAUUCCAAGUGUAAGAGAGUAGAUAUUUCUGCCAAAAUAUUUGAAAACCUGCGGGAAAAGACUCUAGUUUCAUGGAAUGCCAUGAUAUCAGGUUAUUCCCAAAAUGGGCAUGUAAAUGAGGCUCUCAAUUACUUCUGUAAGAUGCAACAGGAGAAGAUAAAACCAGACUCUUUCACUAUGGUGAGCAUUAUUCCUGCUAUUGCAGAUUUAUCAGUCUUACGCCAGGCAAAGUGGAUCCAUGGACUUUCCAUUAGAUAUUGCUUGGAAAGGAAUGUAUUUGUGAUGACUGCCCUGGUGGAUAUGUAUGCAAAAUGUGGUGGUCUUCCCACUGCACGCAAACUCUUUGACAUGAUGCAAGACCGGCAUGUGACGACUUGGAAUGCCAUGAUAGAUGGAUAUGGAACACAUGGACUUGGGAAAGCUGCUGUUAAACUGUUUGAGGUUAUGCGUAGGGGAGUUAUCAAGCCCAAUGAUGUGACGUUUCUAUGUGUGCUUUCAGCUUGCAGCCAUGCUGGCUUGGUGGAAGAUGGGUGCCGUUGCUUCACUAUGAUGAAGAGUGAUUAUGGCAUAGAGCCUGUGGUGGAUCAUUAUGGAACCAUGGUGGACCUUCUUGGACGUGCUGGCAAGCUUGAUGAGGCUUGGGACUUCAUCCAAAAGAUGCCUAUUGAACCAGGAAUAAGUGUGUUUGGGGCCAUGUUGGGUGCUUGCAGGAUUCACAAAAAUGUUGAGUUGGGAGAGAAGGCAGCAGAAAGACUGUUUGAUCUAGGCCCAGAAGAAGGUGGGUACCAUGUGCUCUUGUCUAACAUAUAUGCCAAUGCUUCAAUGUGGGAUAAUGUAGCCAAGGUGAGGACAAUGAUGGAGAAGAAAGGGCUUCAGAAGACCCCUGGUUGCAGUUUGGUUGAGUUGAGAAAUGAAGUCCACACAUUCUACUCCGGCAGCACAGACCAUCCGCAAUCCAAAAGGAUAUAUACAAAACUUGAAGUACUGGGAGAUGAGAUCAAAGCUGCUGGUUAUGUACCUGUUACAAAUUCAAUACAUGAUGUUGAAGAUGAGGUAAAGGAACAGCUGCUCAACAGCCAUAGUGAAAAGUUGGCCAUUGCAUUUGCACUCAUAAAUACAAACCCAGGUACCACCAUCCACAUUCGAAAAAACCUCCGUGUUUGUGGUGAUUGCCAUGAGGCAACCAAAUACAUCUCACUUGUGACUGGGCGAGAGAUCAUUGUGAGGGACAUGCAACGGUUCCACCAUUUCAAGAAUGGAACCUGCUCCUGUGCUGAUUAUUGGUGAAGUUUCUUCAUAGAUGACUCUGAGAGAGUGUGGUCCACUGUUGUAGAUAUCAGGAACUCGUUCCCCUUUUUCCAUUUCCAUGAUGCAUCUACAUAAGAUGUGUUUAUUGGGAAUCUUAGAUUUUCAGUGACAUCAGACAGAAGUGGAUGAUCAUACCAGAGUUUUGCAGAGUUGAAGGCUAGAGUACCAUGAUUGUACAGGCGGCUCACACUUCAGAAGUCCAUCUAGCCAAUGUUGUACCAGGAAAUGUAUUUCCAAGUUAUUGGGAUUUGCAUGCUGCCGGCAGGUAAUGGCAUCUACAUGCUGAGCCAAUUGAAGCAUGGGAGGGGUGCUUCAUGGUUCAUAUACCGGGGGGCCCACAUGUCAAGGAGGAGAGAGUGCGAGAGAGCCGUACGCAACUGUAGUGUGUACAAGCUUUUCCAAUUUUUUGUUUAUUGAAGAGUUUUUUGUUUUCCUCUCUUGUGCUGGUUCAUGUUGUUACAACUGAAAAUAUUUUGUAGGAAUUGUCUUAAAAUCAAAAGAAAAUUAUAUAAAUAUGGAAAACUCUAAAUUAUUUUACUCAAAAGGAAUACAAAAAUCUGAACAGCAACCUCUGAUUUAAUUUACUAGAUAUUGUUUUCCUUAUAAAAAAAGUGAUGGUAUCUUGGUCAAUCAUACUAUUGCUUUCCAGGGGGACUCUUUGUCUGUCAAUGGGUGCUAUUGUUUUGCUUGUUUAGCCAUGCUUAAUUAUGCGUCCUUCGUCAUGUAAAAUAAGAAAAAAAUAAAAAAUAGAUUUAUUACUACAAAUUGAUUCUCAUAGAAAUAGAUUAAAUAUACUUUUUAAUGUAAGACUAGAAUGACAAGUGAUCCUAAUCCCAUGCAAGAUCUGAAAAAAUCUGGCUGAAUAGGGAGUCUCAACUGAUGGCUGGUUAGGAAGUUGUGCUCGAAUAAUGGAAAAGGAAACUUUAUGGAGUUCUGUAGUACCAGCAGCUAUAGGCCUUGAAUGGUCUUCAAACUGAUCUUUUGAUGGUGCUUCUAGGCUUCAAAAAACUUGCUUUGAUCACUGAAACACUCUCUCAGAGCAAACAAAUAAAAAAGGAAAAGAAAGAAAAGAAAAUUGAUGGAUGGUUGAGAAGGGUGGAAGAAGAAUUAGUGAAUGGGCAUCUCAUCCCUCAAGGUAAUAGCUAUCUCAGCCAUGAGUAAAUACUCAAUUUUCUUAAACUUCAAUCUUUUUUUCAUUAUGUUCAAUGGACUUUAACUAGCCUUACAUAACUUGGACAUAAAGCACUAGCAAAAAAAGGAAACUAAUGGACUGAAAUAAGACUUUCUAAUUUGUGUUUAACUUGCUAACCAAGCUUAACAAAAUUAGAAACUAACAACUGAGAUUACACUUUUGUUUUAUUUCUCAGCAUGUACCUCACAAAACUUUUGGUUCCAUUUCUUUGUAUUUAUCCUCUGGUAGUCCUAGAUCAGAUAAUGUAUUUUCUAUUUCCCUGCUGUGGGUCCAAUAAGAAUUUUGUGGGGGACUGUAAAUCAAAGUUUAGGAUAAUCAAAAUGUUUUGAUAGAAUUUGAUAUAGGACUAUAUUUGGAUCUUGUCUUGUUUUUAUAGGUGCAAUAUAAUUAGAAUAGGGUGCUUAUGAUUUAUGAAUUUGAUGCUAGAUUGUAAGGGAAGCCUAAUCUUUCAACAAUAAAUGUUAAGAUACCUGAUGCUGACAGUGAGGCCAUUGCAAACGAGAAAUUGCCAAACACUGUUUAUAAUGGCUACAAGUCAUGUGCAGAGGGUUGUGGACCCUCAGGGAGAAUAGAUUUUCAUUCUCAAAGUCAAAGAUUCUCCAACACCUCAAUGUUGCUGAUUGGUUGUAUGCCAACAUAUUUUUCGGUUACAUUCUUGAUUUAUUGUAAUCUUGGAUUGAAACUAAAAUCAUUUCGGGGUUGUUCUUUUCGUUCAUAGUGUCUUUUAGUGGGAAAAAAAGAUGACAUUAGCUUCCACCUCCCCCUUUUUUUUUUUUAUAUUUAAUGGGUAACAAAAAAUUUUAUUGUGAAGGGAGAUGGAAGAUUACAAGAACAGCACGAAGCAUAAAAUACAGCAGCAAUUGAUGGCUGAAGCGAAAGACCAUCAGAAAGGGACUAGACCAUAGAGAAGGACCAAGUUACAAAGAUUGCAUAGAUUGCCUGGAGAUCCCCCUCCUUGGCCAGCUCAUCUUCUAUGGAGUUAGUAGAAUGCAGUCCAAGAAAACAAGAAGUUCCCUUAAGAGCAUCUCCUAAUCAGAUGCAUAUAGAGCCAUGGACUAGUUGUUUGUGUUUGAAGACAUCUCCUCACCAACUGUGAAUUGUUGGGGUUGGGUAUUCGUCCCCAUCAUGAAUCACUUUCAACAAUCGCAUCCGACCACAUGUUAUUCAAACCGAGACCAACCUCCCUCCCUUCCCCUCCCCCUAUGGGAGUUUAUGAUUCAUUUGCUUGUUUGUCAUCAAUGCUUGUUUGUUGGUCUUCUAGAACCUGCUUUGCUUAUGUUGAUAUCUUAUUUUAACAUGUUUGUUUCAUUGAAAAUUAUAUUUCUAUCCUUAUUGAUGUGUUCUAGUUAAGACAUGACACUACUAUCUCGGGUUCUAAGAUAUCAAUGCCCAUUAUGAUUGCUUGAACUACCAUACGAAAAAAUGGCACAUCCUGAAGUAUCCCCUGUUUCCUUAAGCUUGUACUCUCGUCAAGUUUGAGUAAGGAAGAAAUAUAAAAUGUUAAUGUGACCUCAUGAAUACCUGUGUCUGGUUAAUAUCAAGACUAGUCUAAUACCUUUCUAGGUUUUGAUUUGUGUAUGGGUUGAGUUUGGGGGGGGGGGGGGGGGAGGUGGUUUACCCACUGUUCAUUCAACUGAGUUCUGGAAUAUGAGUUUUUUUUCAGCACUUAUUUGGCUUAUGUGGACUUCAAACUCAUUUGAGCACUAGAAAUUUUUUUUUUCUGAUAAGCUGAUUUGCCUGUUCAUGUUUGGAAGAUAUCACGUACUGACUAAAAAAGAUCUACUUGAGGGAACUCUUCUCUUCCUUGCUGAAGUUUUUCAAUUCGAUAAGUAGUUUGAACUUGUUGCUGUUAUCAUUUUGAUUAUUUGCCCCCAUGUCUUCCUUUAAAUCCAGAGUGUAGCCACCUUGAAUUCUCUGAGCUGAGAACAUAAAAAGAGGGAAGCAGAAGAAACCAAGGUCAAUACCCCUUGCAACAGCUUGGUAAGGGUGGUGGUGCCUCUCAUGGUAUGCUGAUCUUGUGGGCAUGUGGCAAGUGGCAACGCAGGAUCUCAAGGUGUUCUUACAUGGAUCUUGCCUCACCAGAUGAAGGCUUUGUUGACAGGGUUAAUGCAUCAGAAUUUAUUUUUUCCUCCUAUGGAUCCAUCGAGGAAAGACGAUCUUCUGGGAUGCACUAUUGAAAUAUCCUAUAAUUCGGAAGAUGGUGUGGAUGUUGGAAAAAGUUGUGAGAGUCCGACUCGUGCAGAGUAGUAAUGGGAGAGUGAUGGUAGUCAAUUUGGAAGGAGAAGCAGUUGCACUCUAUUCUGAUCCGGGGUUGUCCAGGGUCACUGUUGGCAUCAAGAUCCAUAACCAAUUAUACCUAGGGUAUAAUGCCAACACCUAUAUCACCUCAGUCCAUCUCAAUAAACUUGUAUAAAUCAUCUCUGGGAUGGUUGAAUGGUUCUUGCAUGGAAGGUUUUUAUAGGAGUAUUGUUUGUACCAUGUAAUGGGUAAUUAGUAGUUAGUGUUAAGAGGGACCUAGUAGAAAUUAUUGAAGUAUGUGAAAGUAGUGGACUGUAAGGGGAGUAUGUGGAGUAAGAGAUUGUAACUAUGUUGUAACCACUUUAACCUAUGAAUAAUUGAAAUAUGUUUGAAAUAUUAUAUUUUCUCUAUUUUGAGGAGGCA
Macadamia integrifolia is the source of this 6627-nucleotide messenger RNA. Its product is annotated as pentatricopeptide repeat-containing protein At1g11290, chloroplastic. The record is from RefSeq and is a predicted model, not a curated record. Gene Ontology annotation, molecular function: zinc ion binding; RNA binding; protein binding. Lineage: Eukaryota; Viridiplantae; Streptophyta; Magnoliopsida; Proteales; Proteaceae. The transcript is spliced from 3 exons. Bases 270 to 2753 code for a protein of 827 amino acids. Gene Ontology annotation, biological process: RNA modification.